AUGGGUGGGUGCCUUGCGACCCGUUUUUAUACCACUGACCCGAAAUCGGGUCGGUGGUCGGCUAAGUUUGCCUUUUCACUACACUCCUUUCUCCCCUCCGCCCUCCCUCCCUCGCUUCUCCCCUCUGCCCACCCUCCCUCUCUUCUCCCAUCCGCCCACCCUCCCUCACCUCUCCCCUCCGCCCACCCUCACUCCCUCCUCCUCUCCGCCCACCCUCCCUCGCCUCACCCCUUAGCCCACCCUCCCUCCCAUCUCCCCUCCGCCCACCCUCCCUCGCCUCUCCCCUCCACUCCGCAUCCACUUCUCCUGCUGCCCUUCUCUCCUCCCCCCUGCCCUCCACCCCACCCUCGCCUCUCUUCCCUCUGA
Molecule: messenger RNA, 366 nt
Organism: Closterium sp. Naga37s-1
Lineage: Eukaryota; Viridiplantae; Streptophyta; Zygnematophyceae; Desmidiales; Closteriaceae
Source: the annotation of a GenBank genome assembly